Molecule: messenger RNA, 2745 nt
Organism: Moneuplotes crassus
Lineage: Eukaryota; Ciliophora; Spirotrichea; Euplotida; Euplotidae
Source: the annotation of a GenBank genome assembly
AAAUAUCUUUUAUUGGGAUUCUUGACUAUUUUAUGGUGAGAUUUGGGGUUUGCAAGCCAAUAUGAUUAUAAAUUUGCUGAGAUUAUUGGGAGCCCAGCUUCAUUUUCAGAAGAGGGAUCGAAUCCUAGUGCUCCUAUUUUCAACAUGCCGAGCACAAAUCAGCCUACUUUAACAGUUCAUGGAAUGUUCUUUCCUUCAAAUACAUAUCUUACCAUUGACAGAGAAUUUCCUGCUCCAGGAGGACAAUUCUCAAUGCAAUAUUGGGUGUAUAUCUUCAACUAUAACAAUUUUUACUUCUUGGAAGGAACUAUAAAUGACAAUGGGAACUUAGAAGCGAUUCUUCUUGACGGAUUUAAAGUAGCUGGCAAUCUGAAUCAAUAUGCAACAUAUCGUACAAGUGUAAAUUAUUGAACAUCAAUCAAAAAGGGAUGGAAUAGAGUGAGACUGAGUAGUAACAGUGGAGUUCUUGAUACAAAAUUAUAUCAUAAAGCUAUUGGAGAAGUUUCAGCUGGAUCCCAUUCAAACUCAAUCAGUUACAGUCUUAAAUAUAAACUUGGUUCAACGUCAGCUAGUUCUAACAGCUAUAUACUCUAUAGCUUUACGUUUACUGAUGAUGAUUCUCUCUCGACAGUGGCUACAACUGCUCUUUACCCUAACAGCUUCGAUACAUGAGGAGAUGGAACUAUUCAACCCAUAAGCUUCGAAGAAUGAGAUGAUUCAAAUACAUCAAACGGGGAUGGCUGAAAUGAAGGCUGCAUGCUUGAGUCAGGUUCAUGAUCUCAAACCCCUGCAACUUGAUUUGAUCAAUGAGGAGAUGGAGUCAAAGGAAACUUUGAAGAGUGAGAUGAUGGUAACCAAAACGGCUCUGAUGGGUGAGACUCAAAUUGAAUUCUUGAAGACUAUUUUACUUGCACCCAGUCUGAUGUGAGCCAACCUGCUCAAUGAACUGAAGAUUGAGGUGACGGAAGAAGGUUCAACUCUUUAACAACUUAUUGAGAUGAUAAUAAUACUGUUGGCGGCGAUGGUUGAUCAUCUGAUUGAAAAGUGGAAGAUGGAUAUAAAUGAACUGGAGGAUCUUCGACUCAGAAAGAUAAUUGAGAAAUAUCUUGAGGAGAUGGCCAACUUGAUGUGGAAGAAGAUUGAGAUGAUGGAAAUGUAAAUUCAGGAGAUGGCUGAAAUGAUUCCUGUAAAAUUGAAGAUGGAUGGAUUUGUAGUGGAGGAAGCCAAUCCUCAGAAAGCGUAUGUGUAAGGGACUGAAAUAUUGAUAAUUGACAAAUAUGUGAUCCACAAAACAGUUCAAAAUGAGUAACUUGAGUAGAUGGAUACAAUGUUGAUAAAGACUCUACCUGAAGAUAUGUAAAAGUUUCUGAAUCUGCCCAAGUUAUGUCAUCCAGUGCUACAGCUGCAACAGGAAUAGGAUCUAUCGUAGGGCUUUGAGUUUCGCUAAUGACUUUGUCAGCUCCAAUGGCUCUUUGGGCAUUGGCAAAUCAAAUUCAGCUGAUGCUUCUUCUUUUAUUGACCAAAAGCUCCCUUCCAUCUGAUAUAAUCAGCUACAUUACAAAUAAUAUGAUAUUCUCAUUCAACAUGGAGUUUCUUCCUAUAAAAUCUAACAUGAUAUCUGAAGUGCCUCUGAGAUGGAUGGGCAAGACCCAAAAUAGCAUUGAAUUAGAGGACAUGGGGUUCGAGUCAGGUAGUUCAUUUAAUAACAACUUCGGAUUUUUAAUGAUACUCUGAGUCAUUAUUGUUCUUCAUCUAAUAUUGUGGUGAUUCCCAAGAGAAGAAAAUCAUUUGGACAAUGAUUGUAGGAACAAAAUGGUAAAGCCUUCAAAUUAUUUAUGGAAAUUAUUUACAUUUUGUAUUUACAUCAGAAUUUUCUUGGAAGCCUACCAGUUUAUUUUUAUUUCAUCAAUUAGUGAACUCAAAAGAUUGAAUCAGUUCGGUUUACAAACUAUCGUGUCUGGACUAUUUGCUCUAUUUAUAUUAAUAUUUUGACUUAUCUUCUUUGUGUUAUCUCUCAUCAAAGUGUUUAAAGAAGAAGAUAAAGAUCAAAAUGAUAAACUUAGCGAAUUUACUGCAGGUCUAAAGGCAUCAAAGCAUAGCAAAUUCUACACUCCAUUGCUGAUUUUGAGAAGGAUUAUGUUUUGUAUUUUCCUAGUUUUAUUCAGAAGUCUCGAGUCAAUGAUUCUGGUUGGAUAUAUGCUGUUUAUUCAGAUUAUUUAUACAUCCCAUAUUAUCUAUCUGAGACCAAUGGAGAGAAAAAUGAAUAACUUGGUUGAAUGAAUAAACGAAGUGUUUUAUAUCUUCUUUGUUGCUUUCCUUCUAAAAUACAACUCAGUUCAAGAAUGGGAAGGAUGGCCAACCACUUGAUACUUGUGAGCAAUGAUGGCAAAUACGGCCAUAAUCGUGCUCAUAAUUCUUGUCGGAAGCAUCAUCAGUUUAAUCAGAAAAUGUUGGAAAAAGAAACCCGAGAAAGAACUUGAAAAAAUAGAAGUAAAACAGAUCCCGAGAAGAAAUUUGGAACUAUUUGCAAGCAACAACGUAAUGGUGAGUGAUGUUUCUGUGAACAGGACCUCCAGCAGAGUAACUUCCAAAUCCCUCAACAGGGAGAAUCCCCCUUCCAGAGACUCCAGUGCUGGCCCUAUUGGUUCUGCCAGACUGGGUCAGAACAGGAAGAUAGUCCCAGUCAAUAACCAACACCAGAUUCCUAAGUAAAGGAUGGAUAGGAUUCCUGAAUAAAACCGUUUU